Molecule: messenger RNA, 1134 nt
Organism: Clonostachys rhizophaga
Lineage: Eukaryota; Fungi; Ascomycota; Sordariomycetes; Hypocreales; Bionectriaceae
Source: the annotation of a GenBank genome assembly
AUGCCUUUCCUGGGUGGUGGAAUAUCCCAGCUCAGGGAUUUUAUUUCCUUCCUUGGCACAGUAAAGGGCGAUUUGUCUAAUAUCACUGCUCCUCCAUUCAUACUGGCCCCCAAGUCUGCAAUCGAGCUACCGUCCAUCUGGGCGUCUUGCCACGGCCUGUUCCUGCAGCCAGCACGAGAACCCGACCCAACCGAACGAGCUCUGUUGGUGCUGAAGAACUAUCUAUGCAGUCUCCAUUAUCUUGUCGACCAGGAAGGUUCUGCAAAGAAGCCAUUGAACCCGUUUCUAGGCGAAUUGUUUCUUGGGUCCUACUUGAACCCGCGGCUGUCAGCAUCAGGCACCCGAUUUAUCGCGGAGCAAGUGUCGCAUCACCCUCCCGUGACAGCGUGCUUCAUCCACAAUAAAGAACUUGGAAUUUCAUCCACCGGGUUCGUCGCACAGGAGACUACGUUCGGCUUUACGGAAGGCGUGACAGUACGACAGCAGGGCUAUGCCAUGAUUGGUGACGAGAAGCAUGGGGAGAAGCACUUGAUGACGAUGCCCACCCUGAAAAUAAAGGGAUUCAGCUCAGGGCACACGUAUGUAGAUCUAGAGGGCCCGUGCUACAUCAGCAGUUCGAGUGGGCUUUUGUCGACCAUCGAUUUCAAAGAUUCCAGUAUGCUCGGCCUGGGAAGCCGGGGGCGAGUGACUGCAGAGCUGUGUCGUACGUCUGUCGAUUAUCAGAAAGAGCGAGUAUUGCAGGUUGAAGGAAACGUGGGUGGAAGUUUUGUUGUGCGAGACAAUAUGGGCAGAGUAACUGAAGAGUUUCAUGUGGACGACAUGGAAGUCACACCAUUGUCUGUCAAGCCCAUCGAGGAACAGUCGCAGUGGGAGUCUCGCAAAGCUUGGGACCAAGUAGUUGCUGGAAUUCGCCAAGGCGACUUUGAGAAGGUAAUUCGACAUAAACAAGCAUUAGAGGAUGAGCAGAGAAAGCGAAGAGCGGAAGAACUCGAGGAUGGUACGGCAUGGCAAACGAAGUUUUUCUGGAGAUGUGAGAAAGAUGAGCAGGCCUUAUCCUUGCUGCAGAGUAUCCCAGGGAGCCAAUUUGAUCCUGAAAGGACUAAUGGCUUUUGGAAGGUCAAGGGCAGUGAAUAA